Molecule: messenger RNA, 3549 nt
Organism: Chara braunii
Lineage: Eukaryota; Viridiplantae; Streptophyta; Charophyceae; Charales; Characeae
Source: the annotation of a GenBank genome assembly
ACUGGAAGUGGUAAUCAAGGCAGUCGAGAGCUAAGAUUGGAGGCGGACGCGAGCCGUGACAAGAAAACAGGCCCGGGCUGCCGCAACUGUCGCAGGUCCGGGCUGCAGCGACUGUCAUAGGGUCGGGCUGUAACAGUUGACUAGAAUACCUAACUGCAUCUUCUGGCGGUCCAAUGGAACCCGACACGAUAGGGCCACAACCGACCACGGGCGAGGCGGGAGAGGAGUACAGGACAUCGCCCGAUCGAGCUCUGAGGUAUCUGAAGGAACGAAUUAGGCGAGAAGCACCGCUGAGAUGGGCUGACCAAACCAAUAACGGAGGGCCCGACGUAAGGGGCGAACCAGUUGCGACAGAGCCGCAGGAGGCUCUAAAGACGGGUACCUCGAGCGGACGACGAGAAGCGAYGAGGCGACGCUYCCCCGAGUAYGAGCGGAGGGACACCAUAGCGGACAGGCACAGAGACGACUGGAGAGAGAGUUUGAGGGAUUCCUAUUGGAGGGACAGAGAUAGAGACAGGGCGUCGCCCAGGCGAGUCUUCGACCCCCAGACAGGGGAGUCACAUCCGCUCCCUUACGAGAGCAAGGAUCGCUAUAUUAUUACGCACAAGACCUCAGAGCCUCCUACCUUUAGGGGCUAUGGUAUCACAAAAUAUCUGGAGAAGUGGGAGCUUCACGCCAGCCGGAGUCAGUGGUCGGAGGAAGGAAAAUGGACUACGUACAAGAAGAACCUCGUUGAGCUUUACAACUUGGAGGAUAACAAGUAUUCCAUCAAGGACCUUGAAACAAUGACUCAAGAUGAAGAUGAGAGCGUACGGUCAUUUGAGAUGCAGGCAGACGAUUACAAGGACUUGGUGUGGAGAGGGAUGAGGAGAUGUGACUUCUCUCUCUACAAGGAGUAUGCCACUGAUAGAUGUCCUGAUUUCAAGGAUUUUCCCUGGUCGGAGAAGAAUGAGGCUGUGGCUGAGGAAGUGAAGGAGAUACGGGACAUGGUGAAGGGAUUGACGAGACAGGUUACAGUGAUUGUGACCACUACAGGGGCCACGGCCUACCGGGACAAACAUGGAGGGCCCUAUUCACUUCGCUGGGACCGUAGGAACAACAAUUCCUGGAGGAGUGUCGAGGAUAGAAAUCCUCGGACGCUGACUGAUUAUCGUACGAGGGGAGGAGAGAGAGACGAUGAGCCAUGGCGACGUAGGGAUGAUGAGAUAGACCGAGACCGCACAGAUCGCGAGCCGUUUGCGCGAGCAAGGAGGCUGGAUGAUUACCCGCGAAGCCCUCGCUAUGAGGCCGAUCGGGGUAGAGGCGACUCCGCGAACGACGAGAUGGGUGGCGCGAACUUGAAAGCGGGGGAGAUGCGAGAGAGCAGCGCGACGAGUCGCGGGGGUGGUACAACCGAGGAGACCGACGCGAUGAGUAACGAGGGCGAUAUGACUCGGGGGACCGCCGGAAUGAUUCGCGAGGGCGAUGGUCUGGGAGAUGUAUCGAUGUUCCCUUCGAUGAAGGAGAAUGUCGAAGCAAGGAGAGUAAAGCCGAGUAAGGAAAAGGAGCCAGUCAGGAGCCAGAGCAUCAAGAUAACCUUUGAGGGGGAUAUGGCGACCACACCCAUAAGGGUGGCAGCCACCAAGUCGGAGAGAGGGUCUACAUCGAAGAAGACUGACACGGAUUACGUGAUGACGGAGAAGGACGGGCAGUGGGUCGAUGGAGAGGAGGUUAUCCUUUCGCCGCGAAAGAGGGGAGUGAAGAAGUUCUUAAUGAAKAGUUCGCUGGACGAGAUUGACACGGUCGAGCCACUGAGGCGGGCCCUUCGGCAACCCAUGCAGUGCUCUAUUCUGGAGUACCUGGCGGCAUCGAAGCCGGUUCGUGAUGAGUUACAGAUGAUCACGCGGAAGACUCGCAUACCUCUAUCGGAGGAGGGUCAGGGGGCCCCUAAGGCGGAAGCUUCUACAGUAGCAGUAACGGGGGUGACUUCCAGAGCGGAUCGCAUGGCGACAAUCCUUCUCGAUGGAAUGGAAGGUGUGCCUCUAGACAAGUUUUAUAUACUUGGUAGCGGGGCCGUGGAGAUGAUUAUAAACGAUGGAGCGGUACUCGAUGCUGUGAUCGAUAACGACAGUGAGGCUGUCAUCAUAGACGAGGACCUGGCAGUACAGGUUGGACUAGGCCUCAAUAGGUCCGAGAUAGAGACGGCUGAUGGGAGAAAGCAACAGAUCACUGGGGUUUGUCACAAGGCAGCCAUAGAGGUCCAAGGGGUACGAGUGACCCUGCCUGUCUUUGCAGUCAAGAACUGCAGCUCCGACCUGCUCUUGGGUCGAACGUGGCUGAGCCACGUGCAUGCGGUGACGAUAGAGCAACCUGAUGGGAGCCAAACAUUGUUCAUUAGGAAGCCAGAAGGGACGCGUGUAAUGAUUGAGACAGUGGAGCCUCGGGACCCGAGGAACAGAGCAGCUCUCGCUGUGGGUGCGAGACCCAGUGAUCAGAUUAAGUCGUUACCUAUCUCCGACCGUGCGGUGCGAUUUCGCGAGAAGAAAUAUGGACCACUGCUCACAGAGGAAGAAGGUCGGAUCGUGGAGGUGGAAGAUUUAGGGAGUCGGCUAAUAGUGGAUGGCAACUCGUACCCAAAGGAAAAAGCUGAGGAAUUUGGCGGUGUGAAGGAGAAGGAAGAAGUUAUCGCUUUCCUGAAAGAAAAGAUGGUUUCCUACGUUGCGGAGCAGUCUGAUAGCGCUUAUGCUAAUCGAUGGUUCUUCCUACGAAAGCCGAAUGGCAAGAUCCGAUGGAUCCAGGACCUUCAGAACGUCAACGCAGUGACGAUACGAGACGUGGGCUCUGUGCCACACGCCGAUGUACUGGCAGAAGGCGCCGCAGGUAGGUCGAUUUAUUCGGUCUGUGAUCUGUUCUCAGGUUAUGAUGAGGUACCGCUUGACCCUAGAGACAGGCACCUCACGGCUAUGCAUACGCCAUUGGGACUAAUACAGAUGACAGUUGUCCCUAUGGGUUGGACGAAUGGGGUAGCCGUUUUUCAGAGAGCCAUGGUAGUCGUCCUCAAGGACUUCAUCCUUGAUAAGGUUGAAGUUUUUAUGGAUGACUUUCCUAUAAAAGGGCCAGUAAACAAGGAUGAGGCAGAGGUUGCACCUGGACGAUGCGAAUCUAACAGUCAGCGGAACAAAGAGCCGAUGGGCCAUCUCGACUAUUAAGAUCUUGGGCUUUAUCUAUGACUCGAGGGGACGCCAAGCACAUCCGGCGAAGUUAGACAAACUCCUGAACUGACCGUCACCAUUACAUAGUCCAACCGAGGUCCGACAUUUUCUGGGAGUGGUCGGUUACUGGCGUAUAUUCAUACGAGGGUAUGCGGAGAAGGCUGAGUCAUUGAGGUUAAUCCUUCGAAAGACUGAAAAAUUCUACUGGGAUUCUUCAUAGGAACUCGCUAUGCAAGAACUUAAAGACGAAUUUAAGGAGGGAGGUUGCGUGUUGGGCGUGCCAUUCUUUGACGAUGAGACCGAGAGACCCUUCAUAGUAUCCACGAAUACUGGACCUUGUUCGGUAGGAGGGUUGCUG